Cutaneotrichosporon cavernicola is the source of this 339-nucleotide messenger RNA. RefSeq lists its product as uncharacterized. The transcript has 3 exons. The coding region runs from base 1 to 339 and encodes 112 amino acids. The record is from RefSeq and is a predicted model, not a curated record. Lineage: Eukaryota; Fungi; Basidiomycota; Tremellomycetes; Trichosporonales; Trichosporonaceae.
AUGCAAUUCUUCAGGUACGAGCGCGACCCGCGCGACAUCGAGGCAGUCCAGCAGUUCGCCGACUCCAUCCUCUCCGCGGCAGAGGAGCAGGCCCUCUCGAACGCAAAGCAGAUCAUCGAGCAUGACGAGAUGCAGGACGACAAAGAGGUUAUAAUUCGCGCGCGCAAUGGUCUCGUGGACGCUCUGGCCGAGAUCAAGCGAACACAAAAGGUGAUCGAGCGGUACAUCCUCAAGCUUGAUGAGUUCCUUUCGGAUAUUGCUGAGAGGGAGAAGGACGGGGAGAAAGAUGGCAAGGAGGCACAGAGUGAGGGAGGCCAGACAAAGACCAAGCUGGACUAG